This is a messenger RNA of Danio rerio (zebrafish), 216 nucleotides long. Lineage: Eukaryota; Metazoa; Chordata; Actinopteri; Cypriniformes; Danionidae. The record is from RefSeq and is a predicted model, not a curated record.
AUCACGUGUGUCUUUUUCUUCUGUUUCAGGGAUUUUCAGUUUGGACACAUGUCUGGGAACGACUACAUCAACAGCCUCAUCAUGGGCGAGGUGUCCAUUCCCAGCAUCAUCAUCCUCAACACCUCUAAUGAGCAGUACUUUCUGCCUGCGGAGCCUGUGGAGGAUCUCCAGCAGAUGCUGCAGUUCUUCAGCAGUGUUCUGGACGGCAGCGCUCCG